AUGGGCGAGGAAGGCUUCAAAACCGAUGACGUAAGAAUCCCUAUGGUGGAAAAAGGGGUCUCUGUUCGGAAAGAGGUCCCCGGUAGAAAACGUCAAUGGAUCUCCAGUAGCGAAGAUUCCCCCAAAAUAAAAACCCUAGGAAGAAUAAUAGUAUUCAGGCGAUCGAAUCUCCGGAAUGACAAACCGGAUUGUUGUUGGGAUGUAAACAAAUCCCCGAGGCGAAAAUUUCGAGAUCGAAUUGAUUUCUUGACGGUGGAAGAUCUAGCAUGGGAUGGAAGCAACCGAGUUAUUUAUGAAAAUACGUGGAGAUGAAUACUAAAAUUAUUACUCAUGGUGAACCAGGGAAAUUACUAGGCAACACAAGAAGAAAUUGUCCAUAUCAGGUUCCCAAAUUGUUCAGUGACAUGGAAGAUGCUGACUACUAUACAGGGUGUCCCAGAAGUCGACGUCAAGCCGAAACCGGGUGAUAGGCAAAGUCAUAACAGCUAUCAGAAAAAUAUUUAAAAAAAUGUUAUGCAUAUGUUUUGAAAAUUAUAGGUCUUUGAAAAAGAUAUA
Molecule: messenger RNA, 555 nt
Organism: Acanthoscelides obtectus
Lineage: Eukaryota; Metazoa; Arthropoda; Insecta; Coleoptera; Chrysomelidae
Source: the annotation of a GenBank genome assembly